AUGAAGAUGUGGAUUUUUGCGAUCGUACUGACUCUUGCUGCUGUGGGGAACUGCCUGGAUUACGAGAGCAGAGUGGACGCUUUAGAACAGAUGCUUGGGGAGGUUCAGACUAAGACCGUGCAUCAGAACAAGGUCAUACAGAAGCUGAAACAACAGUUAGAGACGGUGCAACGUUCGGAAGACACACUGAAGAAUGCUUUAACAGUUGACAAAAGAGUGACAGCCACUCCUGUCGUAGCAUUCUUUGCUACUCGACAACAGAACCUGACCAGCAUAACCCUUCACCAGACUAUAGUGUUCGAGGAUGCCACUGUAAACGUACAGAACGCCUACAACAAUAAUACCGGGGUGUUUACUUGCCCCCUCACCGGACUAUACGAGUUUGCAACUACAAUAGUAUCUGCCGGAGAACAUCACAAUCUCAAUUUCCAGAUGAUGAUGGAGUCUACCGAAAUCGCAUACGUCCAUGCCACUCUGUACGAGUAUGACAUGGGAACACAGGUGGCUGUGGCCCACUGCAAUAAGGGUCAGCGUGUAUUGAUCCGACAGGCUACACACUCUCGUUUCGGACUACCGGGAGGAUUCUGUACAUUCUCCGGCCAUCUUAUUCAAAUGUACUAG
Ylistrum balloti is the source of this 621-nucleotide messenger RNA. Its product is annotated as complement C1q-like protein 4. The record is from RefSeq and is a predicted model, not a curated record. Gene Ontology annotation, molecular function: protein binding. Lineage: Eukaryota; Metazoa; Mollusca; Bivalvia; Pectinida; Pectinidae. The transcript has 4 exons. The coding region runs from base 1 to 621 and encodes 206 amino acids.